AUGGCGCCCAACCUGGAGGUGCGGGCCCGGAAAUUCCGUGCAAUGUUUGACAGAGCAAAAGCUACAUAUCUGAAGAAAAAUCAAUGGCCUUCAUUCUGGGGCUGGCUCCCGGUCGAGAUCCAGAUCAAUAUUUUUAGCCACUGUCGUCUGCAGGAUAUAGUCCACUUGCGGCUGACGUCCAGAGCCUUCACCACUCUCAUUGAUACCCACGAAGAAGCGAUUUCGCGGAAAUAUCUACGGCUUCGAAGACACGGAAGUUUGCCGUCUCCCAUCGAUGAAUCAAGGACAUAUACACGGGAGCCGGAGGAUGACGUGAUCCUUCUCUCUGAUCUGUUUCCCCCUCCCCGGCGUGAAAAUAGCGACCAGGGCGUCUAUACUUUUCGGUAUCUCUGGAGUUUGCGGAAGCGCCAGGAGGUGUGUUCGAAGUUGUCGUACUAUCUUGCAGAUAGAGUGCUGGACAGAUAUAUGCAAACUUCACUGGAAAACGAUCCCCCGUUUGCCUCCAAAAAGGAUUUACAGGCCUCUCAUGAGUGUCGGGUAGCUCAGCUGCAGUUCAAGCUCACCCCUCUCAUGUUCUACACCCUCUUCUUCCUAGAAACCUACGCCCGCGCCCGCCUCGACCUGCAAUCCGAUCUCUACGCCACAUACCUAGCUGGCCGACUCCCUGUCCCAAUCCAACCUCCCGACCGCUCUCGCAUGUUCCGCAAACUGCAAGCUGAAAUCGUCAGAACCCCUCCCUUCACCAACACCCGCACCUUGAUCUCCACCCACCACUGCACCCACCUUUUGGUCUCCUAUCUGCGCUUUACUCUCUCUCCCGAACCACCCUUCCACACAUCGUGCGACCCCUGGAUCAGCAUGCUGCUUACCACGUCCGGCCUGGGCCGUAUUGCUGAAUUUUUCGCCGCGGAAAAGGGCGGGGGCAAUAACCAACGGACCAUGCGCAAGGAGUUUAUGCGCAACAUGCAGGCGGAUUGGGACGCGAGCAGGAACGAUGUGCGGGCUUGCAUGGUGUAUGGGGAUGGGGAGGAGAGCGUGAAACCGCCUCCUAUACGGGAGAUUUGGUUUGAAGCGGCAAGGACUGAGAUGCGGGUUCGCGGGGUGUUGCCGCAUCAGACGGAGGAUUGGGUGGAGGUGAGCGGAGGGGCGAGGAUCAGCAUUGGUUGUCAGAAUUGUGUCGCUGAAGAUGGGUGGUUGGCCUGA
Molecule: messenger RNA, 1203 nt
Organism: Paracoccidioides brasiliensis Pb18
Exons: 3
Coding region: 1-1203 (400 amino acids)
Molecular function (GO): protein binding
Source: RefSeq, a predicted model, not a curated record